AUGCAUCCUCUUUUGCAUACCAAGGACAAUGCCGCCUGCUACGACGUCAUGGUCGCCUUCGAAGAAUGCCACGCCCGCGGCUUCCUCUGGAAGUCCAUGGGCAUGUGCAACGAGCUCAAGGAGGAGCUGGCGGCCUGCCUGCGCGCCGAGCGCUUCAAGACCCAGAAGAUCAACCAGAGCAGCGUGGCGGACAAGAAGGCCAUUAUCCGGCAAAAGUGGAAGGAGAUUGAUGAGAACUCCUAA
Molecule: messenger RNA, 243 nt
Organism: Neurospora hispaniola
Lineage: Eukaryota; Fungi; Ascomycota; Sordariomycetes; Sordariales; Sordariaceae
Product: cytochrome c oxidase biogenesis protein Cmc1 like-domain-containing protein
Exons: 2
Coding region: 1-243 (80 amino acids)
Cellular component (GO): mitochondrion
Source: RefSeq, a predicted model, not a curated record